Lactuca sativa (garden lettuce) is the source of this 1340-nucleotide messenger RNA. Its product is annotated as caffeic acid 3-O-methyltransferase. Gene Ontology annotation, molecular function: O-methyltransferase activity; protein dimerization activity. The record is from RefSeq and is a predicted model, not a curated record. NCBI's taxonomy places the organism in Eukaryota, Viridiplantae, Streptophyta, Magnoliopsida, Asterales, Asteraceae.
CAGCAUUCUCAUCCCAAAUCCAACUCUCAACCCUCUACUUUCCUGUUUGCAUCCAUUGAAUUAAGCAGAUACACGAUACAAGAAGAUGGGUUCAAUCGUGGAAGCAAAACAGGAGGAAGAAGCAUUCCUAUUUGCGAUGCAACUGGCAAGCGCAUCCGUGUUACCGAUGGUCUUGAAAUCGGCGGUGGAGCUGGAUUUGCUGGAGACGAUUGCCAAAGCCGGACCAGGUGCUUAUGUGUCGCCUGCGGAGCUGGCGGCUCAGCUCCCCAAGGUAGAAAACCCGGAGGCAGCCGUGAUGCUGGACAGGAUCUGCCGCCUAUUGGCUAGCUACUCCGUCCUCACUUGUACCCUCAAGGAUGUAGCCGGCGAUGGUGUUGUUCAACGCCUCUAUGGUCUGGCCCCGGUCUGCAAAUUUUUGGUAAAGAACGAAGAUGGUGUUUCCAUGGCGCCUCUCCUGCUUAUGAACCAGGAUAAGAUUCUUAUGGAGAGCUGGUACCAUUUGAAAGAUGCGGUGUUGGAUGGUGGAAUUCCAUUCAACAAGGCGUAUGGCAUGACAGCUUUUGAGUACCAUGGGAAAGAUGCUAGAUUUAACAAGGUCUUCAACAGCGGUAUGUUUAAUCACUCCACCAUGACCAUGAAAAAGAUCCUUGACAUGUAUGAUGGGUUCAAUGGCCUGACCACCCUCGUGGAUGUUGGUGGCGGCACCGGUGCCAGCCUUAGCAUGAUCGUCUCUAAACACCCUUCUGUCAAGGGUAUCAAUUUUGAUUUGCCCCAUGUCAUCCAAGAUGCAACCAGUAUUCCUGGUAUUGAACAUGUUGGUGGGGACAUGUUUGAAAGCGUGCCAGAAGGAGAUGCCAUUUUCAUGAAGUGGAUCUGCCACGAUUGGAGUGAUGCUCACUGCCUGAAAUUCUUAAACAACUGCUACAAAGCACUCCCGGAGAAAGGGAAAGUGAUUGUGGCCGAAUGCAUUCUUCCGGAAGCGCCUGACACGAGCCUUGCGACGCAGAACGUGGUUCACAUUGACGUCAUCAUGUUGGCUCACAACCCGGGAGGCAAAGAGAGGACCGAGAAAGAUUUUGAGGCAUUGGCCAAGGGUGCAGGCUUCAGUGGUUUCCGCAAAGCCUGUUGUGCUCUCAAUACCUGGGUCAUGGAGUUUACCAAAUAGAAUAACCACAAAUCACAAGUCAAAUAUUUUCUUUUCUUUUUCAUAUUUCACAUUCGAGUACCAUAUUUUCAAAUCCACACUUCUUCUUUAUUUCGAAUCCCAAUUACAUAUGUAUCCAAUUUCCGUGUGAACUGAAUAUUUGAAUUGAAUGAGACAAUAAUAAUAAAUUUCAGUA